Molecule: messenger RNA, 2270 nt
Organism: Triplophysa dalaica
Lineage: Eukaryota; Metazoa; Chordata; Actinopteri; Cypriniformes; Nemacheilidae
Product: SPRY domain-containing SOCS box protein 2
Exons: 3
Coding region: 676-1482 (268 amino acids)
Biological process (GO): proteasome-mediated ubiquitin-dependent protein catabolic process
Cellular component (GO): SCF ubiquitin ligase complex
Molecular function (GO): protein binding
Source: RefSeq, a predicted model, not a curated record
GAUGUUAGAGGACACUUCACCCAAACAUGGAUUCUGUCAUCAUUUCCUCACCUUCCAGUUGUUCAAAAACUGUAUAAAUGUCUUUGUCCUGAUGAACACAGAGAAAGAUAUUCAGAAGAAUGCUUAUAACCAGACAGAUCUUGCCCCCCAUUGACUCCCAAAGUAUCCCUUUAAGGUACUGUGAUAGUGUGUAUGCUCAGCACAAUAAACUGCUGUGAUCAUGUGACCCUCUGACCCUUAAAGAACUCCAUCUGAACAUCUGCCCACUACUUUAACUCUCUGUGAUGCAGAGAUAUGAGCACGACACCUCAAGAAACAUAAUUUUUGUUGCAAUAUUCAUGCCAAUAAACCCGUUUCACACACGUCACACAGUCUCAUUGCUCUUCAGUUAUUGUUGUUAGACGAUCUCCUCUCUUUUGAUGUUAACACUGGUACACUCAUACUGGUGCUUUACAAUCUCGAUGGGACGAAAUCUCUAGUAAUAGUUUUGGUUUACAAACUACGUCAUCGCCGGCUGCGCAGACAUCACUCUCGGCUUCGACCUUGACCGGUGACGUCACGGCGACGGCGCGUGAGCGCGCUCGGGAUACGUUUAAAUGAGACACGAACGAGUGGAAACUCGCACACUCCGCGCGCACUCACGGAAUUUGAUUGGUCGAGAUUCAUAUCAAACAGAUGGGUCUAAUUCUGUGCUGCUGGCUAAGUGACAGACAUGUUAAAAAGAAAACAUCGCCAUCACCAUCAUCAUUCUUUUCUCAGUUUUCAGUAGCCCCGCCCAUUCGUCUCGCUGUGCUGUUAGGCACGCCCCCAGUUGCCCAUGGAAACCCUCGAUCCCAGUGGAGCCAGACUCACAUCUCUUCCAAUCUAAAGAUGUGCCCAUCGGGGGUGUGCGUGACCCGUGACCGCGUGGAGCAGAGCAGCGAUGCAGUUCGUGCGGCGGCGGGCGUGGCCACGGGGCUCCAUAUGUGGGAGGUGCUGUGGGAGGCACGACACAGAGGGAGCCACGCCCUGUUGGGUGUGGCCACACGCGAAUGCCCCCUGCAUGCCUCCGGCUACACUCCGUUGAUAGGCAUAAACUCAUGUUCUUGGGGGUGGGAGCUCACGACUGGUCAGCUCUGGCAUGAUGGGAAAGAGGUGGGCAGGUACCCUGAGGGCGGAGCCAGCGAAAGGUUAAGUGCUCCGGACCGUAUAUUGCUGGUUGUGGACGCAGACGCAGGGAUGCUGGGAUACGUGGUGGAUAACUGCUAUUUGGGAAUCGCCUUUGCAGGCCUACCCAGUGGGGCGGAGGUUUUUCCAGCUGCUAGCUGUGUUUGGGGAGGAGCUAAAAUCCGCUUACGCUACCUGUGCGGCAUGACCCGUGACCCACCGCCGCUACAAACUCUGAGUGCUUUGUGUGUUUGUCAGAGGCUCAGAUCUCAUCUGGACUCAAUCCCACCCGCUGCACGCCGACUCCUGUUCAUCACAAUAACAUCCAACACUUAAAGGAGAAUAGGACCUGAACACUGUUUAAAUGUUAUCAGACUAUUACCAAUGAAUACAAAUGUCAACAUUAUAAUGAUGGAAGUGCUUCACACGUUAAUACCGCGAUAUAUCAUUUUUCAAUGCAAGUUUAUGUAUAUAGUGCCAAAAGAAAUCACAAAGGAAGAUUAUUAUCAGCGCUGAGGGGAGUAAUGAUAUUACACCUUGUGUACUUAAGUGCUUAAAAUACAAAAUGAGUGUGACUGCUUUUUAUUUCAGUUACUUUUAAAUGGGUUGUAAUCAAAUUAUAGUUGCAUCCAAAAAGUGUUUUAGAUUACCAAAGUGAUUACUUGGAAUUUGAACGUCAUUAUUUCAUUAAACAUAAUAAACUGUAAUGGGCAAUUCAUGUAAACAGCAGUCUGUGAUUCUCUGACUCUGACAAUCUGCAAAAGCAUCUUAAACUAAACUUCUUUUGAACAAAUAUUUUAAUGAAAUAAAAGGUGUCUGGGUCCAAAGAUAAAUUAUGAUAAUUUUGUUACAUAUUCUACAAAACUGGACAAACUGAACUGAAUUUAUACAGAUUUCCACAUUAAAUAAAUGUACAGCCUUGCAUCUUUAUGGUCUGUUGGUACCUGAAUGUUUUGUACUAGUUGUUUGUGAGUUUUUGGUUUAAUUAAGUUUUAGGUAAUUGUGACAUUUUGUCUUACAGUUCAGAUUUUUUAGGAUUGAGACAUACACUCACACUUGUGGAUUACAAUGUCCAAUGGUGGAAAACUGUAAAAUUGAUGUUAUUGUAUAAAAUAAAAUGCAAA